CUUUGCGCGGUGGAGGCGGCUGCGGCGGCUGCACGGGGACCGAGGUUGAAGUUCAUGAGUUCGCCCAGCCUCAGUGACCUGGGCAAGAGGGAGCCGGGCGCGGCGGGUGCGGACGAGCGGGGCACGCAGCAGCGCCGGGCCUGCGCCAACGCCACCUGGAACAGUAUCCACAACGGUGUGAUUGCCGUCUUCCAGCGAAAGGGGCUGCCUGACCAAGAGCUCUUCAUCCUCAACGAGGGUGUCCGGCAGCUGCUGAAGACGGAGCUGGGGUCCUUCUUCACUGAGUACCUGCAGAACCAGCUGCUGACCAAGGGCAUGGUGAUUCUUCGUGACAAGAUACGCUUCUACGAGGGGCAGAAGCUGCUGGACUCACUGGCGGAGACCUGGGACUUCUUCUUCAGUGAUGUGCUGCCGACCCUGCAGGCCAUCUUUUACCCUGUGCAGGGCAAGGAGCCGUCGGUGCGCCAGCUUGCCCUGCUGCAUUUCCGGAACACCAUCACCCUCAGCGUGAAGCUGGAGGACGCACUGGCCCGCUCCCACGCGCGUGUUCCCCCUGCCAUCGCACAGAUGCUGCUGGUACUGCAGGGAGUACAUGAGUCCAGGGGUGUGACUGAAGAUUACCUGCGCCUCGAGACAUUGAUCCAGAAGGUGGUGUCACCGUACCUGGGCACCUAUGGACUCUACUCCAAUGAAGGGCCCUGUACCCAUUCCUGUAUCCUUGAGAAACGGUUCCUACGCCGCUCCCGCUCUGGGGAUAUCCUAGCCAAGAACCCAGUGGUGCGCUCCAAAAGCUACAAUACUCCCCUGCUCAAUCCUGUGGCUGAGCAUGAGGCAGAAGGCACAGCGUCCGGUGGCACGAGCAUCCGCACAGUCUCUGAGAUGACAUCUUGUCCUGAGCCCCAGGGCUUUGUGGACAUGCCUGGACAGGGCCCUUUGGGGACCUUUAGGUUCCCAACACCCCACUCAGGGCCUUGCCCCAGCAGACUAUACCCCCCUGCCCAUUCCCCCGAACAGGGCCCAGACCAUGGCUCCCCACCCACCUCCAGCCCUGAGACACUCGUGGACCAGAUCCUGGAGUCCGUGGACUCAGACUCCGAAGGGAUAUUCAUUGACUUUGGGCGGGGUAGUCGCUCCAGUGUGUCUGACUUUGAGGCAGCAGGCGGCCGGCCGAGUGUUGUGUGAUGGCCUGAGGUUAGUUCAUGUUUUUACUGCCCCUGUGUGUUUGCAUGUCUUGUAUGUGUGCGUGAGAGACUUGUUACUCUUUCCAAACCUUGCCAGCCCCCUUUCACUGCCUCAAGUCACUUUGUACUCCCAGUCUGUUGGAAAACCCACCCACCCAGAUGCAUACUCAACCACCUGGAGGAAUGGGCCACCAUGUGCCCUCCCGCCUGCCCCACUCUCGGUGCCCACAACUUACCCAGGAAAAUGUGAACCAGUGGGCUCUGCCUACGCCAGCCCAGCCUGGCCUUCAUAGUGACGGGACUCAAGCCACAGACAGACCUGCCUGCCUGCCUCCCUCUGCCCUCGGUGGCCACAAAACAGGAAGGCAUGAAAUAAAGUUACAGCACCAGGCUUCCAUUCUGCCCCCUGGUGUCCU
This is a messenger RNA of Rattus rattus (black rat), 1597 nucleotides long. RefSeq names its product proline rich 5 (gene Prr5). NCBI's taxonomy places the organism in Eukaryota, Metazoa, Chordata, Mammalia, Rodentia, Muridae. Gene Ontology annotation, biological process: TORC2 signaling. Gene Ontology annotation, cellular component: TORC2 complex. The record is from RefSeq and is a predicted model, not a curated record.